CCAAUGUUGCGUUGGCACAUUAUAUAAAUGGUCGAUCUGAUGAGACACAGAAAAUCACCAUCGAGUGGAACAACCCUAGUAAUAAUGAAAAAUCUAAUGUCGAAUUAAAAGUGAACAACGAAAAAAUUAUUGGAACAGCCAACGUUGCUCGUUACAUGGCAAGAGCUUAUCGAGAUCUAGAUUUAUAUGGUUCUGAUGCAAUAUCGGCUACUUUGAUAGACCAAUGGAUUGACUUUGCCUCGGUUAACUUGGAAUCUUCUGAUUUUAAAGUCAUCGAAACGGCGUGGGGAGAGAUUAAUCAUCAUCUCACUUUGAGAACCUUCUUUGUCGGUUAUAAACUUACUUUAGCCGACAUUAUUCUGUGGGGAGUUCUGAAAAGUAUGCGAGUUAUAUAUAGUGAUAAGGUCAAACUUCAAAUUCCUGUACUAAUAGAUUUUUCCUCCUUUUCUUUGAGCUUUGUUCAGGAAAGUCUUAAAUGGGUGUCGAAAUCAGCUGAUGCGUCAAAACCUCGUAAAGAACAACCAAAUAUGAACAUUGGUCUUACUGAUGCUGAGAUUGGAAAGGUUGUGACUAGAUUUCCUCCUGAGCCUAGCGGAUAUCUUCAUAUUGGUCAUGCUAAAGCGGCAAUGUUAAACGAAUAUUUUGCUAGAGAGUAUAAGGGAAAAUUGAUUGUCAGAUUUGACGAUACUAACCCUAGUAAAGAGAAGGAAGAGUUUGAAGAGUCGAUCAAGGAGGAUUUGGCCCUCCUAGGCAUACGGCCGGAUUUGGUGACUUAUACCUCGGAUCACUUUGAAGAACUCUACCAGUAUGCUGUUAAGAUUAUCAAAAAAGGGCUAGCAUACGUGGAUGAUACAGACGUUAACACGAAUCCCAACAAAGCUUUACGUGACCCUGUAAUUUAUAGAUGUAAUCUUCUGCCCCAUCACCGCACAGGGAAUAAGUGGAAGAUUUAUCCGACAUAUGAUUUUGCAUGUCCAAUUGUCGACUCUCUGGAGGGUGUAACUCACGCUUUGAGAACUAAUGAGUAUCGAGAUCGUAACGCCCAAUAUGAAUGGAUGCUUAAUGCAUUGGAUCUGAGAAAAGUUCACAUAUGGGAUUUCAGUCGGAUGAAUUUUGUAUACACCUUGCUGUCCAAACGAAAGUUGCAAUGGUUUGUAAAUCAAGGUCUUGUGAGUGGAUGGGAUGAUCCGAGGUUCCCUACCGUUCGUGGUAUUCGCAGGCGCGGUAUGACCAUUGAGGCUUUGAGGCAGUACAUUCUUACACAGGGUGCUUCCCAAAACACUGUAAUGCUUGAAUGGGAUAAAUUAUGGGCACUAAACAAGUCAGUUAUUGAUCCUGUGGCCCCAAGACAUACCUCCAUACUCCGAAAGAGCCUUGUAAGUUUUAAUAUACUUGGUGGUCCCGAAAGUCCUUAUUCCAAGGAUUUACCGAAACACAAGAAAAAUGCUGAUGUUGGAAUUAAAAAAACCUGGUUUUCUUCAUCAAUUUUAAUCGAUCAAGAUGACGCCAAAACAUUUGAAAUUGGUGAAGAGAUCACACUUAUGGACUGGGGAAAUGCCAUAGUCAAAGCUCUUUGUAAAUAUAAUUCUGGAUCGGAAUUUAUUAGGGGAGAAUUACAACUACAUUUAGAAGGUGAUUUUAAAAAAACGAAAAAGAAGAUAACCUGGUUGGCUGAUACUCCAGAAAUAACGAAGGUGGUACUGGUUGAUUAUGACUAUCUGAUUAAUAAACGUAGAUUGGAAGAGAACGAUCAGGUUGAGGAUUAUGUGACUGAAAAAUCGGAAUUUCUAACGGAUGCUCUCGCUGAUUCAAAUGUGAGGGAACUCAAAAAAGGUGAUAUAAUUCAAUUUGAACGUCGGGGUUAUUAUAUAUUGGAUAAUGACACGACAUUUGAAGUUCCGCGAUUUAUUCGUAUCCCUGAUGGAAAGGCUAUCAGCAUGGCAUCAAAAGCAGGGAAUGAAAAAGAAAACAAGAGUAAACAGAAAGAUACAAUAAAGAUGUACAAUAUUCCUGAUAUAUAUGGUGAUGUUCCGGUCCCGUCUCCAGAACAAGUUUCAAAAAUGUAUGGAUAG
Messenger RNA from Acaulospora colombiana, 2072 nucleotides. NCBI's taxonomy places the organism in Eukaryota, Fungi, Glomeromycota, Glomeromycetes, Diversisporales, Acaulosporaceae. The record is from the annotation of a GenBank genome assembly.